Messenger RNA from Liolophura sinensis, 1343 nucleotides. Its product is annotated as transmembrane protein 272-like. Lineage: Eukaryota; Metazoa; Mollusca; Polyplacophora; Chitonida; Chitonidae. The transcript has 4 exons. The record is from RefSeq and is a predicted model, not a curated record. The coding region runs from base 177 to 890 and encodes 237 amino acids.
CUACCGGCGGUACUGAAUUUAAACAGGCCUAUCGCUGGCUGUAGAAAGCUCAUUCCCUUGACCCAAAUCAGAGACCACUGUGAUGAGCAGGCCCAGAAAAGACUCCUUUUCAAAGUGAAAGCUAAGCUGUGAUAUGGUCGACUAAGGACGAAUCACCAGAGGAUGACGAUUGUGCCAUGUCACCCGUGACGGAACAUACAAUUGUUCGUGGCGAACACGCCCAGAAUCCACCCAGCACGCUCAAACAGAAGCUAAAACGAUCCAAGAAGGAACUCAAAUCACGUUGGGCUUUUGCAUUCUUCAGCUUCUGGUGCGUUGUGAAAUCUUCACUGAAUGGCAACGUUUUUAUGGUCGCUACAUUAGUUCUGACGAUGGCGUUUCCGCUGAGCAUGCUGGCAAUAGGAAUCAUUUACCUUUACGACUGCCCAGCUGAAGUCUACAUUCCUAUUUUUACACUUGGAUGGGGUCUCAUCGCAGCCAUCAAAAUAUUUCUCAGCCUUCGAGUGCAGUAUAUUGUGGUUCGAUCACGCAAACAGGACCAGCCUCAAGGACGAGGGACAUUGACGCGAUUCUCCAGCCUUUUCCGAGACAUCGAGACGCGGGAAUUGAACCAUAUUUUGAGUGCAGCUGUCUUCGCAGCCUCGGUCGGUCUGGGAUACAUGACCUACAAAACUUACGGCAAGUGGACUCCUCAGAAAGAGGAUCCCAACUACUGCAAUCCAAACUUUUACAGUUUUGCCUUCUGUACAACCACUGUGAUAUUGGGUCUGGAAUUUAUCGUAGCUUUUCUGAUAUACCCGUUCACCGGGGCAAUCGUGUACAGUUAUCUUACCGUUUACGAUGACAUUAGUGACAUUCUACCGGCUAGAGACCCAACGGAAUAUGUAUAACACAGUCCAGAUUCUUCCCUGUGUCUUUUAACAUCCAUCCUGUAUCUAUGCUGUCUGUUUUAAUAAUCCCUGAAGUUCCAACUGUCUUCAGUGUCCAGCAUGAAGUAAAUCGUCACAACGGAAAUAGGCAGUAUAUUAAAAUCUUCCCAGAUAUGUGUGGUAUACCAUACAUGUGUUACUGUCAGGUUUUUUUAAGUUGCUAGUGUAGGUCCGUUUCCGGUGUCCCGUGUGUCUUGAAGACUGAGUGACUUUUAUUCUUUAUCAAGAAAACCCUGCCAGCCAAGGUUUACCUUUUUUUUUUUUUUAUCUUAGAGGAUUCAACCAAACCUCUCACAGUUUUAACCGUUCUUUUGGUGAUAUUAUUUGUGUUUUGUGUUCAGGGAUAGAUUAGCCCUGUAGGGGUUUUCUUCCCACGAAGUCGUUCAUUCAUUUAGCAACAAAACUAUCUUUCUA